UAAGUUCUAUAUUAUUGCUAAGUAAUAAUAGUGAUGACAAAUCAGAAAAGAAGUCGAUCAUUACAGAUGGUGUGAUAAGAGCGACAGGGCAACCAAUGCCCUGUGUGUCACCAUGAAACACUUUCAUGGAGGAAGAGAAAGUGUUUCAGUUUGCUCUGACACUGUGAAACCUUACCUACAGACAACUUCCUGCUUACAGUAUGGUAUCAUGAAAACACGUUGUGGAGUAGUGAGAGGUUAGAACCAACCCUUACCCUUUAAACCACAAAAACUCACUAACUACUCACCCAUUGGAUGAUAAAGCUGUCAUUCAUGGGUUGAGGGGGCGGGAAGAAAGGUUUUAAGUCCUUAUGUCACAGUCACAUGGAUUCUCAUGCGGUAGAGACGCGAGGCAGAGGGAGGCACAGCAGCGCUCCCAUCAGUCAGCAGCACAACACUUACGUCCCAGCCUGCACACGCUCUUGAGGCGAGGAUAUUGACGGUCCUCUGCAUGGCCACAGAGCCUCAGGAUGUAUUUAAUGAUCACAGCCAUGAAAGCUCAGAUUGAGAGUAUUCCCUGUAAAAUCUGCGGAGAUAAAUCAUCAGGGAUUCACUAUGGUGUUAUCACCUGUGAGGGAUGCAAGGGUUUCUUCAGGAGGAGUCAGCAGGGCACUGUGUCAUAUUCAUGUCCUCGGCAGAAGAGCUGUCUGAUCGACCGUACCAGCAGAAACCGCUGCCAGCACUGUCGCCUGCAGAAAUGCUUGGCAGUGGGCAUGUCAAGAGAUGCUGUGAAGUUCGGCCGGAUGUCUAAGAAGCAGAGGGACAGUCUGUUCGCAGAGGUUCAGAAACACCGUCAACAGCAGCAGGAGGAGAAGGCGGGUGAUGAGACGGAGAAGGGGCGGGAACCUCAACCUCCUGGAGAGGCGGAGCCACUCACGCCCUCUUACGCCCUGUCCACCAAUGGCGUCACAGAACUCCCCAAUGACCUCAGUGGAUACAUGAACGGUCAAACCCCAGAGGAGAGAAAGGCGGAUUCAGCGAUUGGUGGAUUUUACCUGGACAUUCAGCCCUCUCCAGACCAGUCAGGUCUAGACAUGGACGGCAUCAAACUAGAACCAGUGUGCGACCUCAGCCCAGACUCGGGCUUAGAUCAGUAUUGUUGCUAUAGCAGCAGAGAAUCUUCUCCUCCUGACAAUGACCUAGAACAUCUGUCAGAGAACAUCUGCAAGUCUCACAUGGAGACGUGCCAGUAUCUUCGGGAAGAGCUACAGCCCAGCAACUGGCAGACAGUUUUACAGACCGACCUGGACGCGUACCAAAAGAAGUCUCAGGAGGACAUGUGGCAGCUGUGUGCGGUUAAAGUCACUGAAGCUGUGCAGUAUGUGGUUGAGUUUGCCAAGCGCAUUGAUGGAUUCAUGGAGCUGUGUCAGAACGAUCAGAUCGUGCUGCUCAAAGCAGGUUCUUUAGAAGUUGUGUUCGUGAGGAUGUGUCGGGCGUAUAACUCCCAGAACAACACUGUCUUUUUUGACAGCAGAUAUGCCGGGCCUGAAGUCUUCAAAGCAUUGGGCUGUGAUGAACUUAUCAGCUCAGUGUUUGAGUUUGCGAAGAGCCUGACCUCUCUACAGCUCAGUGAAGAUGAGAUUGGCCUGUUUUCAGCAUACGUGCUGAUGUCUGCAGAUCGUUCCUGGCUGCAGGAGAAGACCAGAGUGGAGAAACUCCAGCAGAAGAUCAAGACUGCCCUCCAGAACCUCUUUCAGAACAACCAGAGAGAUGAGGGAAUUCUCGCAAAGCUUAUCUGUACAGUGUCCACCGUUCGGAUGUUAUGCCGUCACCAUAUGGAGAAACUGAACACAUUCAGAGCUCUUUACCCAGAGACGGUCCGCACACGCUUCCCUCCGCUCUAUAAGGAGCUGUUUGGCUCCGAAUUUGAGCAGGUUCUGCCUCAGGAGGCCUGAUAGAGACUUAUCCUAAUACUGCACAGAUUCAGAAAAUAGAGAUGGAAAGAUAAUACUAACAUGCUGACACGAACUCUAAGCUCACUUCAGCCUCAGUUCACGUACACUUCAUUCUCACAAAGCUCUUCUCGGAGUCCAGCUACACUUUGAACUUGCCCCACUGGUCGUGCACCAGAAGGCUGGCGGUCUGAGGAAGAGGAAACUUCAGAUGCAAGAAAAAAACAAACAAAAAAAAACGAUUGAUGUCUUGUAAUAUGCCUCAGAGCGUUCCUCCAUGCCACAGCUUUAUCUUUGAGCCUCCUGUUCUGACUGCAUGAGAUCUCAGUGGAAACGCCCAUUGCAUUUGACAGCCCCAGCAGCGCCCUCUACUGGCCGUAGACAGUCAUAGGUGUCUGACUGGGGUAGACGAAGACAGGAAAUGACCGUCUGGGGCUGAAAUCCCUGUCUUCUCUCUCCGGUGCCACAAUGAACAGCCCACGUUGGUGCUAACAUCCCAGCACUGCCCUUUACUGGCCUCUUCCAGUAUAUACAAAUUCAGCAGGGACAUCAUUUGGCGAAACCACUGCCCCAGGAAAAGACAUUGGACAAGGCGUGACAUGGGACUCAAACAAUGAGACCUGAAUCACUAUCAUACUGAAACUUUUCGGAUCAAAUGGCACAUUCGGAGGCAGUGAGCUCAAAAACUUGCAUAUAUACUUGUUAUAUGGUUAGUUAAAUCAUGCAAUGUAUGAUGUACAGAACCUAACGAAAGGUAGCACUUUGUGUUUUUCCCAGCAAUAAACGAGUUCAAAUUAAUUAGUCGAAAAAGCCUGAAGGAACAUGCUGUUAUUUUAGAUCUGUGAGAUCUGAAAUACUUGUUUGUGUUUUGUUCAAUCUCGGUCUUUUAAAGCCAGCUCGCGUUGUUGUGUAGAUGGCAGUGUGAUGCCCUGUUGUGCCAUAGUGAUCCUGUAAUCAGAUUUCUGUCAAAGUGAGCGAUGAUUGACAGAUCAGGGGCAUGCGUUGACAUUCCAGAGGAUCUAGCGGCUUGUAUUAAAUGUCAUGGGGAUGGAGGUGGUUGCCGUUGUUCCUAACGGACCCUUUUUGAGAUAACGUCUAGACGUCUUUUGCACCUAGUAAUGCAGCUCAUCAGGGAAGAGGAGAGAAUAAAAAUGGUCGCUUAUUUUUUUCUUUCUUUAAUUUGCAGCUGUGUACACAGGCUUGUUUUUUUAAAAGAUGUUGGAUCUUAGUGUCAGCUUUUUUGUGCCCCUUCAACACACACAUUUGAAUGCAUUUAGCACACAGCGUACAUACAAGGACAAGCAAUAACCUUAGUGGAGAUGUUCCGAUCUGACAUCUCUGUUUAAUGUUUUUUUGUAAGGGCUGGCACUGCUUUACCUGUACUUGUUCGUAGCUGUUCCGUGAAAGACAAUCCAUCAAUUAUCUGACCUCAUUACAAGGGUAUUUUGGGACUGCUCAGGGAAACUAUUGUUUUAUAGUUGAGGAGGAGAGUGAACGUGUCAGAAACUGCAAGGAGACGGCGUUAUAGUUAAGGUUGAUUUAAAAAAAAAAAAAAAGUGUAAAAAGUAGUGAAAUAAUUGUGAAAUUGUCCUCUUCGAGCAUCAGGGUCAGGUGUGUAAAUGAAGAAUCAUUGAAAAUAAUACUGAGCAGAAAGCAAUAAUAAUGGCAUAAUCAUGUUUUGAAAACAAAAAAUGCAUGGAAAUGCUUUAAAUGCAGAAUUUUGUCAUUUUUGUUUUUGUUUUUUUUUUUAGUUUGAAAUUUGCUUUGGUUUGACCUCUCCUACGUCCAGAUGUUUUUACCCCCUUCCUGUUUCUUUAGACACCUGAUUGGGCCUGUGUGUUCUCUGUGAAUAUUUUUUUAGCAAUCCUCAAUCCCACUGUUUGUGCUGGUUAUAUACCUAACUGUUUGGUUGGCUGUUAAAGAAGUAUUAUGGCACUUAAAUGGUUAGCAAUUUCUUAGACUCUCAUCAAUUAAACACAUUGAUUUCUGAUUUAAUCAAGGUUCAGUAUGGAUUACAGCUGUUUAUCAUUGCGACAUGUGUAAUGUGUUGUGUUAUCUGUGUGCUAGUCCAGAGGCCUGGAAUGUUCUUUCUUUAAUUUGCCAAUUAUUCUUGAGAUGCCCAUCACUAAGGCAGUAUUGCAUUCUUCUCUCGCUUUGGUUUUGGGGCAUGAAUACUUCAUCUUUCUACUGUAUGUGUAUGUUAAGGAGUGUAUCACAUUAACACAGUCCCUUUUAAGGUUGUCAUAUUUUCACUAACAAAUGACCAAAUGUUUUGUAUGAUAUACAGCGGGGAAACUAUUGAUUUGAUACCCUGCUGAUUUUAUAAGUUUGCCCACUUACGAAAAAAUGAAGGGUCUGUAUGUUUAUUUUAACGGAUAGAGACAGAAUAUCAACCAAAGAAAUCCUGAAAAAAAAAAAAGUAAAAGUAGCUUUUUUUAAAUAAAAUUAAAAAAAAGAGUGGACUAAGACCGGUAUGUGGGCAAACUUACAAAAUCAGCAGGGGAUCAAACAAGUAUUUUCCCCACUGUACACACCAUAAUAUGCUAAUUUGUGAGUAAUUCUAAUCGUUUGAGUGGAUCACGGUUUGUACUGAAGUAAAACAUCCUUCUGUUUAGAAGACCUGGGAUUUUCCUGUGUAUAGUUUUCCAUCAUUUUGAACCGAUUAACCAGUGCUCUUCUUUUGAUUUAAUCCACAAGCACUCUUCAGUUCACCAGUAGAUCUGUUUAAAUAGUCUGUUUCUUCCUAUUUGUUCAUUUUGAGGUAUUUUGCCUUUGUUUUGUAUAUACACCUGUACAAAAAUGCAAAAGUAUUGUUUUCUUUGAAAUACAGUUUUCAUCUAAUGUUGUGAUUUUUGUAUUUAGAGGUUUAAUCCCCUAAAUUACUUUUAUUAAAGGCGCAUGUCACACAUUGACAAAUAGUGUGUUGAACGUGCUGAUGACAAUAAAACUAUUUUAAAAAAUCCCACAA
Molecule: messenger RNA, 4899 nt
Organism: Carassius gibelio (silver crucian carp)
Lineage: Eukaryota; Metazoa; Chordata; Actinopteri; Cypriniformes; Cyprinidae
Product: nuclear receptor ROR-alpha B
Exons: 10
Coding region: 510-1934 (474 amino acids)
Biological process (GO): regulation of transcription by RNA polymerase II
Cellular component (GO): nucleus
Molecular function (GO): RNA polymerase II cis-regulatory region sequence-specific DNA binding; nuclear receptor activity; zinc ion binding
Source: RefSeq, a predicted model, not a curated record